AAUCUGAUGUCUUCAUAAACUCCUCAAUCCCUUUCAUAAAGUUGACCACAACUCAUCCACCCUCCAAGCCGUAACAAUGUCCACCCUGGACUCACCCACCUUUGUUAUCAACUUCCUGGUGAGUUACUUCGGUGCGAUGCACCUCAAUUACGUAACGGUGUUCAACUGCUGGAAUUCGGAAGAUAAUCACCACUUGAUGGGGCAUUUAUCGGCCGCGGUGCGCUUUGUAAAGGUGGUUGAUUUGUCGAGUGGCGAGGGAGGUUUGUUGGAGAUUGGAAGAGGGAAUCGUUCCAGGGUUGGGAUGUUCCUGGAGUACGGAUGUCCGAGGAGUCGGGAAUUGUUGGAUGUUUGUGCUAAAACUAAAUGUUUCUCCACCUCGUUUCACUGGGUUAUGAUGAAUGGAUCUGUUCUGGGCGCGCUCGGAGAUGUUGAUCUGUACGUGGAUGCUGAAAUCAAAGUUCUUGUUGCAGACGGGGACGAUCAACUGAAGUUGUACGACGUCUAUAAUAACGGGAAGUCACUUGGCGGGACGCUGAAUGUAACAUUUGAUCGAGUUGUUAACGUUCUACCAAGUGGAGAGAUAUCAUUCGGGAGAAGUAUCGUGCAUCAGAAGUCCAAGUAUCAGAAUCGGAACAACUUGUCCGAUAUUACGCUUAGGAUAGGGACGAGAUCUCGGAUGUUUCCUUCGGCAGAUGCAUCCGUUAGUGAUGUUCUGAGAUUCUUGGAAUCCUAUGAAAAGCGCAAUGUAGAUGGUGUAGUCCGUAUUGGAUACAUGCUGACUAAAGCGCUGCAAAAAGAUUUAAACUUUGAUAUUCAAUACACUCACUAUGAUCUAACAUCUGAUGAUGCUGUUGGAGUAAUUCUUGACAAGCAGAUCGAUUUCUCAAUUGCUGGCAUAAGAGUCCUCAACGAAAGAAUGGAACAUCUGACAUCUGUCUUGUUCUACAUGAAUUAUGAGCUGGCCUUCAUCUUUAAAACGCCCACCAGCGAUAACCUCCUGGAUAGUCCCUUCUUUCGACCGUUUGCACCAGAAACUUGGUUCACAAUUUUCCUCACAAUUCUAGUGGGUAGUAUCGUGAUAAAGAUCAACCACUCCCUCGAAGUUCGCUACCAAGAAUACUUACUCGGUUGGACCGGACCUCCGUGGUUCAGUGCGCUUGUCGAGUCUCUGGGUCAUUUCUGUCAGCAAGGGGCACAUUUGGUGGCGCGGAACCUUCUCGGGCGGCUUAUCCAGCUGGUGAUCAUGACCUGUGCGCUGGUGGUCUACAACUACUACUCGUCGGUGAUCUUCUUGACGUUGAUCGCGAGUCCACUGAUGUCCGAUAUAAGGACGUUGAGUAAGCUAGCGGACAGCAGACUGCAGUUGGGGGUUGAAGAUACCGUUGAAGCUAGGGAUUACUUUCUUAACUCUCAUACCACAAACGGAGCAUCGUAUCUGGCUAAAAAAAAGUUCACCGACCACAGCUGGACCAGCCGGGACAUUGGGCUGGAACGCGUUCGCCGCGGGGAUUACGCCUAUCACUGCGAGAAGACGGACGCCUUCGGCUGGAUCCGGCAAAACUUCGACCUGCUGGAAGUUUGCGAUUUGAACGUGCUGGAAAGUAUGCCCCCACAACCGAUUGGAAUCGUGGUGAGAAAGGAUUCUCCGUUCCGCGAGCUGUUCACGUUGAGAUUCGCUCGAAUGCAGGAGAUUGGGAUCGUUCGGCGUUUCACUGAGUUCUGGAUCACCAAGAAGCCGGAAUGUUUCAGCGAGAGUGUCGUGUCCAGCGUUAGCUUUGAGGGAUCGUUUGCUCUGUUUUUGCUACUGAUUGCCGGAAUCGUUGUCGCGUUUGGAGCCUUUACCGUCGAAAUCGGACUGUUUCGGAAUAUUUGGACACGAUUAAAUCCGGAAAAGCUUGGAAUCUAUAAAGUGACUUGAUCAACUUGCAACUUCUUCACCAUACAUCAAUAAACUCUCUAGUACAUGCAUCUAAUCGAAA
Culex quinquefasciatus (southern house mosquito) is the source of this 1979-nucleotide messenger RNA. RefSeq names its product ionotropic receptor 75a. The transcript has 5 exons. The record is from RefSeq and is a predicted model, not a curated record. Bases 77 to 1918 code for a protein of 613 amino acids. NCBI's taxonomy places the organism in Eukaryota, Metazoa, Arthropoda, Insecta, Diptera, Culicidae.